UCAACGCCGAAGUCAAUAAUGAAUCAAAUAAUGUAAACAAUAGUGGAAAUAAUAAUAUGAUCGAUAAUAAAGAUGAUAAUAUAACUGAUAGUGAAGACAAUAAUAUGAUCAAUAAUGAAGAUAACAAUAUGAUCGAUAAUGAAGACAAUAAUAUGAUCAAUGGUGAGGAAGAUAGCAUAACAAAUAAUGUAGACAAUGACGAGUACGAAGGUAAGAUCAAUAACUCACAUGAUAUUGAUAAUGAAUUAUAUAAUGGCAAAGAUCUUUUCUCAUAG
Molecule: messenger RNA, 275 nt
Organism: Racocetra fulgida
Lineage: Eukaryota; Fungi; Glomeromycota; Glomeromycetes; Diversisporales; Gigasporaceae
Source: the annotation of a GenBank genome assembly